GCAGCGGAAUUGGUUUCAUGCUUGAAACGUACAAUGUCACGUGUACUGAUCAUAAUUGUAUCGCUUGGUUAUGGUGUUGUGAAGCCACGACUUGGUACCACACUAAAUCAGAAUCAAGUGGAAGGAAUCAGGCAGAAACAGCUGGCCGCUUUACCGCUUGUAUUAACUGAAAUAGCAAUAUUUUGGUGGAUUUUUACAUCACUUAUCAACACGAUGCGAUCACUGAGGGUGAGAAGAAAUCUGAUCAAGCUCUCGGUGUAUCGUCAUUUCACAAAUGCACUCUGUUUUGCGGCGCUAAUUAGCGUGCUGUUUAUGUGCUGGACCAUUUAUAUUCACGAUAUGCAACGAUGUCUUGUGGAAUGGAAAGAUUGGGUUGAUACAGCCUUCUGGCACAUUCUCUUCUGUUUGAUUUUGGUCGUCAUUAUGAUUCUUUGGCGACCAUCACGUAACAAUCAGCGUUAUGCAUUCACUCCGCUACUUGAUGAUAGCGAAGAUGAAAAUGAUGAAGAUGAAUUGUUCAACACCAAUUUUUAUGCGAUGGCUGGAUUGAAUCAGAGAACCGUUGGUGCGGGAGCCAGUGCCGAGGAAAAUUCGGAGAGCAACAAAAAGAAAAAGGAUAGUGACCAGAAAAUACAGGCUGAGCUGAAGUGGAUUGAGGACAACAUCCCGAGUAGUUUUGCAGAUCGAUUACUUGUUGAUGAAGAAGAGGACAGAGAGCGGAAUGAAUUGGAGCGAUCCAAGAUGCUUUAA
Messenger RNA from Gongylonema pulchrum, 750 nucleotides. The record is from the annotation of a GenBank genome assembly. NCBI's taxonomy places the organism in Eukaryota, Metazoa, Nematoda, Chromadorea, Rhabditida, Gongylonematidae.